Messenger RNA from Bombus huntii, 2320 nucleotides. Its product is annotated as reticulon-4-interacting protein 1 homolog, mitochondrial-like. Gene Ontology annotation, molecular function: oxidoreductase activity. The record is from RefSeq and is a predicted model, not a curated record. The transcript is spliced from 8 exons. Lineage: Eukaryota; Metazoa; Arthropoda; Insecta; Hymenoptera; Apidae. Gene Ontology annotation, cellular component: mitochondrion. The coding region runs from base 963 to 2258 and encodes 431 amino acids.
AUAUAAUUGUAUAACAUAUUCAAACUGUUUCUCUUUAAAAGUCAACUUUAUAAUCUGUAAAAUACAUUAUAUAAAAUCAAAACACAAAUAAUUUCCUUGCAAACAAAUAUUUGACGCUUUAGAAAAUUGUGUCAAAACAUUAAUGUUACACAAUCGACUAGUAUAAAUAAAUCUUUUAUCAUACGUGUAUAUAUGAAUACCAAAAUUUUCGUUUUAAAAUAAUCUUUGUUUAUCGCGUUACUUUUUAUCCUGUUGACAAAAAUAAAACCAUUUUUUAGCAAUAAACUGCGAGAUUUCGCUAGCAUUAAGCACUCUCGUGCUUUUAUCUCACGUGACAAAAUUUCAUAACAAUCGUCGUACGAGUUAUAUCACACAGAAAACAAACGAAUUUGCGUUAAAUUUAUGCGACUCGAGUUAACCUAUCUCGUUCGACAGCAAACGGCGUUUCGUCAAUUGUUAUCAUUCCUUAUAAAAUCCCUUUCCAAGUCGCCUCGUGAUCGAGGCGACGACGUUUACAUAAUGCAUAACGUAGCGAUUUGAAAACUAUAACUUCCAAUGUUUUCGCAGUCACACUUUGAAAUAGAAACUUGGUAUCUAUUUUGAGUUAUACGAAAUGUGUUAAUCGUUUAUUUAUAUAACUACUGUGCUGCAUCUUCAGCUAACCGGUCGUUGUAACAGUGUGCAAUAUAAAAUGAUUUAUUAGAUCUGAACUGUCAAACCAGUUGUUUACAAAAUCAUGGAUGAAAUUUGGUUUCAUCUAUCGAAUCAGGUCGAGACACUUCAGUUUCCAAAGAAAUGAAAUAUAAUUGACGUUCGGCUCUUCAUCUUCGAUAUUAUAUGUUAAAUUUUUUGUUGGCGAGAAGAUUCAAACAUCGUUAUUUGCACAACAAGGACAACAAUGGGUCGUAACAUGGUUGACUCAAGCACGUCAAAUUUUUUACGAAUUAUAUGAGAACCAAACGAUGCAAAAUGUCAAAGACAUUGUACAACAUAUACUUAUUUGGAUUGAAAAUGCUUGGGAACAAUUACAACAUCGAUACUAUAAUACACAUUUUAAUGUCAGAAUACUUUACAGACAAAUAAAAAGCUUAUAUACUAACGGAGCAUCCAAAAGGGAACUUGCAUUUAGUCUGACAGGUUUAGUUGUCGGUACUUUACUUGGUUAUUAUGCUGGAGUCAAUUGGGGACACGUAUCUCAUCAUAUGCAUCGUAUAAAAGCUAUAAUAUGUCACCAUUAUAUUGGUAUCGAGGGUGUGUCCAUGAUAGAUGAUGCUGAAAUGCCUAUGAUCGAAAGAUCUAACGAAUUAUUAGUACAAGUUAAAGCAGCUUCUGUUAAUGUUGUUGACACAAAAAUUUGUUAUGGUUAUUCCAAAAUUUACAGAAGACUCCUCAAUUCCGGUAAACACAAAGAACUCCCAGUAACAUUGGGCAGAGAUUGUACUGGAAUAGUGAUAGGUAUAGGACAAAGUGUUAUUAAUUUUGACAUUGGAGAUGAAGUGCUCUUAGCUGUACCUUCGUGGGCUCCUGGUACAAUGGCAGAAUACAUAGUUGUCCCAGAAACUCAAGUAGUUAAACGACCGAAACUUUUUACCUUUGAAGCAUCUGCGAGUCUUCCCUACAAUGGAUGUUUAGCCUGGGAUGCUUUAGUUAAUAGAUCUGCGAUCCAGGAAGGCAAUGCGAAAGGGAAACGAGUACUUAUAUAUGGUGGAAAUACACCUGUUGGUUGUAUUUUAACUCAAUUAGUUAAGCUAUGGGGUGGACAUGUAGUUACAAUGUGUAAACAGAAUGCAAUUCCUGUAUCAAAAGCUUUAGGAGCAGACAAUGUUAUACCAUUAGACAAUUCAGAUAUAGAAAAAGAGUUACAAUUACAUGAUAAAUUUGAUACUAUAUUUUAUACCGGGGGUCAACCAAUUAAUGAACGUAUACUAAAGCAGCACUUAGCAUCUUAUGGCUUUUAUGUCUCUACAGUUCCCGAACAAUUAACGUCCGACUCGUUAGGUCUUGUAUUUGGAAGCAUAUUUGCUGGAUGUGUACGAAUAAAGUUACUAAUACAGUACGUGCUUGGAUUUAAUAUGCAUCAAUGGAAAGAAGGUUCAAAGAUUAACGCAACAUACUUACAAGCACUAUGCGAUUUAGUUGAUGCUGAUCAAUUACAGAUGGUUGUAGACAGGGUGUAUGGACCUCAUAAUAUUGAACAAGCAUUGUAUCAUAUAUUAGAUCCCAAUGCUAUCGGCAGUACUAUAAUAACAUUUCAGUGACAAUUGAAUAUUAUAUGUAUAAAAGUUUUCAGUUAUAUAAAUAUCGCAGUUUCUUUUAUCAA